AUGAAAAGGCACCAAGAUAUCGUGGAAGAGUUUGACUAUCUUUUUGAUGAAUUUGGUAAUUACACUCAUCCCUUUGAGUAUUUUCAAGGAGAGUUGGAAUUGGAAGAGAAGGCUCACCUGGGAGCUGUGCAGUGGAUUUCCCUUGUGUUAUAUAGUCUAGCAUUUGUCCUUGGGGUGCCAGGAAAAGCCAUCAUCAUCUGGUUCACAGGGUUUAAGUGGGAAAAGACAGUGGCUACUCUUUGGUUCCUCAAUCUGGCUGUCACGGAUUUCAUCUUUGUUGUCUUCCUACCUCUUUACAUCUCCUAUGUGGCCAUGAAUUUCCAUUGGCCCUUUGGCACCUGGCUGUGUAAAGCCAACUCCUUCAUUGUGUUGAACAUGUUUGCUAGUGUGUUCUUCCUCACGGUGAUCAGCCUGGACCAUUAUAUUCAUCUGAUUCAUGCUGUCUUCUCUCAAUGUUACCGGACGCUAAAGAACACCCUUUUUGUCAUUUGUGUAGUCUGGCUGGUGGCGUUUAUGAUCAGUGGCCCUACCCUGUGCUUCGGAGAAACUCUUGACCUCAACAACCACACCAUCUGCUACAACAAUUUCCACCAGAGUGAUGCCGGCAUUGUUUUAAUGAGGCACCAUGUUCUGACCUGGAUAAAAUUUGUUUUGGGUUACCUCCUUCCCCUGCUCACCAUGAUCAUCUGUUACUCACUUCUUGCCCUCCAGGUGAAGAGGAGAGCAACCUUGACCACCAGCAAGCACUUCUGGACCAUACUGGCCAUGGUGCUGGCCUUUGUGAUUUGUUGGAUUCCCUUUCACCUCUUUAGCAUUUGGGAGCUGUCAGUUCACCACAGCAGCCACUUCCACCACAUGCUUCAGGUGGGACUCCCACUCUGUACUGGUCUGGCCUUCUUCAAUAGCUGCCUGAACCCUCUUCUCUACAUCUUGAUUAGUAAGAAGUUCCAAGCUCGCUUCCGGACUUCAGUUGCUGAGCUCUUAAAGCAUGCAUUACGUGAGGUCAGCUGGUCUGGGACAACAAGCCAACAGUUUAAACACUCAGAGGCCAAGAAUCUGUGCCUCCUAGAAAUGGCUCCAUGA
Trichosurus vulpecula (common brushtail) is the source of this 1083-nucleotide messenger RNA. Its product is annotated as G-protein coupled receptor 1-like. Gene Ontology annotation, biological process: complement receptor mediated signaling pathway; positive regulation of cytosolic calcium ion concentration; phospholipase C-activating G protein-coupled receptor signaling pathway. Gene Ontology annotation, cellular component: plasma membrane. Gene Ontology annotation, molecular function: G protein-coupled receptor activity; complement receptor activity. The record is from RefSeq and is a predicted model, not a curated record. NCBI's taxonomy places the organism in Eukaryota, Metazoa, Chordata, Mammalia, Diprotodontia, Phalangeridae.